AUGGAGUCUACCUAUCGGCUGAAACUCGUCUCGCCCGUGGGACCCCUUCCGAUGCUACUUCUCGGCGGAGAGGGGCGACUACACAUCGAGGGGGGCCAGGUGUCUCUCCUGGAUGGUUGGGUGAAGUUCCGAGCGGACGAUGCCACUGCCAACCAGGUUCAGCGAAUUCGAGCCUCCCUCCAGUCGUCUUUUCAGACUUUCUGCGCCAACCCGGACCAGAUCCCGAAUGCCCAGACGAUGGCCUUUCUGGAUCAGGUGGCAGCCCUGCUCAGCGAGGAGCAGGGAGGCUCGCAAAACGGCGGCAUGAAGCGCGCUGCUUCGUGGUCCGCGGAAGGGGCCGACGAUCGAGGCCCUGCCUCACGGCUGAUGCCGAAGAUGCCAGGCAAAGGCAUGAAAGGAGGUGGCAAGGGCUACAAAGGAGGCUGGAAAGGCGGCAAAAGCCAGGGCAAAGGCUGGUGA
Messenger RNA from Symbiodinium sp. CCMP2592, 459 nucleotides. Lineage: Eukaryota; Dinophyceae; Suessiales; Symbiodiniaceae. The record is from the annotation of a GenBank genome assembly.